CGAUCGCUGCUUUGAGACGAGAAAAUGAUGAUGCUUUCACAAAUUUACAUUAAUUUAUUUUUAUAUCGUAGCUAAAGGCAUACAAAGCCUCUGUAUUAAAUAUGUAUGUAUGUAAAUGUUUAUGUAUAUGAAUUAUAUUUGUAUUAUCAAUGUGUACAUAUAUAUCUAUUGAUCAAUUUUGUAUUUGUGUGUAUUGCCGAGUUAAAAUCAAAUUCUGUGCAGGCUCGGUAUUUAUAAAACAAUUCACCAACUAUUUUAAAUGUGUACAACUUGUCUAUAUUUACAGCGACAAAUAUUGUACGAACUUAUGCAAAUAUUCUAGUUUUUAGUGUAAUAAGCGGUAUAUGCUAGUAUUUUAAACUGUAUCAAAUAUGCUUGUAUUUAAUGUAUUGAAAUAUUUAUUACUUUUCAUACAAAUAUACCACAAAUACAAUUAAACGAAUUAUAGAAAGGCAAUUUAUUUCUUUGAAUAUUCUUUUUUAUAAUAGUAAUAUAUAAAUUAUAGUAACAAGCUACUGCAAAUUAAAGCUAGAUCAAAGAGUGCGGCAGUUGCGAAGAUGUACUAAUUUCCAAUUAUUUGUAUAUAAGUAAAAGUAAAGCACCCUAAAUAUUUUUUCAUACAUAUACCCACAUAUAUAUAUGUAAAUAAGUAGCUGUUGACAUAAAAAUACUAUAUGUAUCUGCCAGACUUGGCUCUAUUUGACUUUUUUGUCUUUUCGAAACUGAAAAAUUAACUUCUCGGAAGGCGUCAUUAGUCCAUUGACCAUAUAUAAAUAGUCAGACAAACUAUUGGUAACUUUUUGAUUUCAUGACUCGUAAUAAAUUUGGCAAUUAUUUAUAUAAAAUUAUAAAACAGGAAUAUGAUAGAAACAAGUUUUAUUAAACAGUUGUAAUAAUUUCUGGAUUGCAACGGAUAUCCUAAAUUGCUUUUGUACGUUAUUUCUAGGGAAACAGAAUGUUGACCGGAUGUAGAGUGUUUCUGCCAGUUGAUCAGGUCAGAAAUUAGAAUAGAACUUAUGGGUGUACUAAAUGCAACUAUCGACUGCUAAAAUAAUUUAUUUUAUUACACUAUAACAACUAAAUGACUUGUAUUCAUUACCUCUUUAUGUACAAAAAAAUAAUGUGGAGCUGUUAUAUUGACAGCACAAAUAUUUCAGCCGGUUAGUAUUUAUUGCUUUUGCGUAAUGUUAUCACUGACAGUCUAAUGUCUUUUAUUUGUUAAGAACGCGGAAAGGUAAAUUCAAUUUGAUAGCCUUGGAUGUUGUUUAUACAAUACAAUAUUUCAACGAAAAUAGUUUAGUUAAAACGGAAUUUUAUACGAAUUAGUCAAUUAGUGAGCGAUAUUUCUAGCAAUACAACUUUCAGUAUAUACAUACAUAUACAUAUGGAUAUGUCUUUUGACAUAAAAUUAUUUAUAUUUGGCGGCUUCUUGUGAUUUUCCUUUUCUUUUGUCAGUCUAAACUCUAAAUUUAGUGGUAAAUGUAUAGUUUAGGUCCCCCAACUAAGGAGGCCUCAAAAAUUAAAAUUUUUUUUAUUUUAGUCAGCGUGAAAUAACAGACUUUUAGUAUUUUUGUGUAAGGUUUGUUUUAAACAUUUCCAAAUAUUAUAUGCAUUUGUAUGUCAAAUUAUUAUAAAUUUAAAUAGUACUAAUUUUCUAUACUUUCCACUUUAGUCUUUGUUUGACGCAUUCUCUUCGCACGACAACAUGCAACCCUGUAGCAAAGCAAAUUUCUAAAAGCAGAAAAAAAUGUAAAGGCAGUAGUCAAAAUUGGUUGCAAAGAAAAGGUUUGCUAGAUAAGUUAGUCAGCAUAAAAAAUAUCAUAAAUUAUUGAUGCGCUGGUUACCCGCUGUCAUCAUGUUGUUGGUGCUAUUCUAAAUUAAAGGGUAUAAAAUCGAUUUUGUACGCAAGCAAAAGCGAAUUGGUGUACUUUGUUUGGGAACAGUAAAGGUUCGACGAGUAGCUGCGUCGGAAGUCAAUUGUGUGUGGAAUUUGUGGUAAUAAUACCUCUUCGGAGCGAUGGAUAAAAGCGAUCACAUUUCGGUAACAUUGUCCGGUGUCGGUGUGAACGACACGGAAGAUGACAGCCUCGCUACGAAACAGCCCCAACGACGUAGCUUGCGACGAUCUUGGAAUCAAUUACCACGUUGCCAACGCAACCUUAUCAUUUUAGCCGUGCUGGCGUUAUGCUUAACAUUAGUCUUAGUUUUAUAUAAUGACCAAAUUGAUGCAGAGAAUAGCAGAUUAAUUGGCAAUAACGGCGGCAGUUUCUUAUAUCGCGAAAAUCGCGAGGUGGCAAACAGUGCCGGUUUAGUGCAGAAUGGGCUUAGCGAUAGUUUGAACGCGCUAGAUGCGGAAAAUCUUAAUAAAAAUCUGAAUAACCCUUUGCCAGAUAUUGGACCACCACCGCUGUCAUUCUCAAAUGACAAUGCGCCGGUAUUUAAAGACAUAAAGGUGCUCGACACGCCCAAUCUCAAUAAGAAAGGCGACGGUAAUCUGCACCAUGUCGAAAAAGGUCCGAAGGAAAGUUUAUUACAAGGACCUUUAGUCGAAUUUCCCAACAAAAUAAGCAUACAAGAAAACAAUGAUAAUCGCAUCGAUGAACCUGCUGUCGAAGCACAAUCUGGCGGUGGGGAUGACAAUGAUCGUGCCGCCUUGGAAGCAGCGGUACUCAACCCACGGGUGGUGCCCGGAACCAAUAACGUUUUAAUUACAGAUUAUAUCAAUAAUAUGGAUGCCAAGUUGGUAGCGCAAAAACAGCAUUUCCAUGGUGCAACCAAUGAGCGGCAGACUGCUGUUGUAGCCGCUUUUAAGCAUUCCUGGAAUGGUUAUAAAAAAUACGCUUGGGGUCAUGACAAUCUAAAACCGUUAUCGCAAAGUUCACACGAUUGGUUCGGUUUGGGUUUGACCAUAGUGGACUCAUUGGACACAAUGUACAUAAUGGGUUUGGAGGAUGAAUUUACUGAAGGUCGCGAGUGGGUUAGCAAUUUCUUGACAUUUGAUAUCAAUCGUGAUGUAAAUCUCUUCGAGGUGACAAUACGUAUAUUGGGUGGUUUGCUGUCGGCUUAUCACCUGAGUGGCGAUAAAAUGUUUCUGAGCAAGUCGAUCGAAUUGGGCAAUCGUAUGCUGCCAUGUUUCCUCUCCCCCUCGGGCAUACCAUAUUCGGAUGUAAAUCUGGCCUCAAUGUCAGCGCAUUCACCCAAAUGGUCGCCGGACAGUUCAACUAGCGAGGUUACAACAAUACAAUUAGAAUUUCGGGAUCUCAGUCGUUCGACUAAUAUACCGAUUUAUGAAAAAGUAACGCAUGCAGUUAAUAAGAAAGUGCAUGCUUUGGAGAAAACUAGCGGUCUCGUGCCAAUAUUUAUCAACGCCAACACCGGCACAUUCAGAAAUUACGCCACAAUCUCACUGGGCGCACGUGGUGACUCCUAUUAUGAGUAUCUGCUAAAGCAGUGGCUACAGACCGGGCGGAAAACCGACGAUUUUCUAAUUGUGGAUUAUAUGCGCGCAAUUGACGGUGUGCUUACGAAGCUGCUGCGUCGUACGCCCAAAGAGCAGCAUGUCUACAUUGGUGAAUUGAUAAAUGGCAAAGAUUUCAAACCAAAAAUGGAUCAUCUCACUUGCUAUUUGCCGGGCACACUGUUGUUGGGCCACAAAUUCGGCAUGCCCACCUCACAUUUGUUGCUCGCACGUGAUCUGCUCGAAACCUGCUAUCAAACAUAUAUGCGUCAGCCGACACAAUUGGCGCCGGAAAUAUCCUACUUUGCGCUCACCACAAAUGAAGAGCAGGAGAUUUAUGUGAAACCCAAUGAUGCGCAUAAUCUUUUGCGUCCCGAAUUCGUAGAAAGCUUAUAUUAUUUUUAUGCCUUAACCGGCAAUCGCACCUAUCAGGAUAUGGGCUGGAAUAUAUUCCAAGCAUUCGAGAAGCACACCAAAGUGGCCUACGGUUACACGUCCAUUGGCAAUGUCAAGCAUAUAUUCAAUACAAGACUGCGUGAUAUGAUGGAAAGCUUUUGGUUGGGUGAAACGCUUAAGUAUUUCUAUCUAUUAUUUAGCGAUAAUCGCAAGGAGAUCGACUUAGAUAAAUGGGUAAUCAAUUCCGAGGCACAUCUGGUGCCAUUGCGAAAUCAUUAAGUUCGUGCUGUUGCUUGCAUGUGGGUACGCGUGUGUGUGUAUUUGUGUGAAACGUUUGUACAUGACUAUGACUAUUUUAAAGCGAAUCGAAUUGAGUUGAUACAACUCGCAAUGUAAAUAUUUACAACAACAAUUAUUUAUACAACUCUAGCAUGCAAUCCAAUUUGUCGCAUAACAUGUAUGCUUGUAUGUCAACGAUAUUAUUUAUUACUAUUUUUAAAUUAUUUAUAAAAUGAACUAACUUAAACAAAUUUUAACGGUUAGCAAAGAGAAUGCGCACGAUCUCCGUUAGUUGUUAAUUAUGAAAUAAUUAACAUUUAGAAGAUUACCAAAAGAAAAGUGUUGGUCUUAUUUAAGAACCAGAUUGUCACAGACCGCAAAAUAUAAAUCUACGCUCACCGCACUCGCCGUGAGAGAAAAUUUUAUGAGGUUUUUCUUAAACAAUCACUUUGUAAUGACACAUAAAAUCACAGUUUGAUACGUUUCUACAAAAAAAAAAUUUUUUCCUUACAAGCAUACCUUGAGGCGUUCUGUAGAUUGUUAAUUUAAUUUUUUUUUUUUAAGUAUUAAACAAUUUGUCUAAUUUAUUAGAAAAAAUAAACGCAAUUUGGAAUUGCGUCCAUAUUUAUGUAUAACGGCUUCACUAUCUCAUGCGCAGAGUUAGCGUUACUUUUACCGUCUUGAUAUUGGAGUUUUAGCUUCAGUUCUGAUUCCUUUUAGGUAACAUCUGCGUACAAAAACUUGUUUGAAUUUUUAUUUCAAAGUAAAAAAGAUCCAGUCUAUACAUACAUAUAUCUUUAUAUGUAACGCAUAAAAAUAAUUGUAAAAAGUGUACUAUGCACGACUUGCACCAAAACUCAACGGAUUAGAGAUAAUAAGAUUUUAAUCGUAGUUGCUGUAAAAAAAAAAUGAUAUCAAAUAUUUAAUUUCAUAACAUAUAAAUAUGUAACUGUAUUUCAAUAUAUUGUAGUAAACAGUUAUUUUUAUUCCUAUAAUUAAAAACUUAUGUAUUUAUGUAUGUGCAGUAUAUUAAAAUCCACGUGACUCGCACUGUAGACACUUUUUUUUAGACAACGCAUGCGCGUAUAUUGUAUAUUCAAGCGGCACUAAGCUGAGAUAAGUUUCAUGUGUAUUCGCCGUCUAACAAAUCGCUCCCUACAACAUGUGUUAUAUAAUUUUAAAUUAAAAUAACAGUUUUAUUUGCAGAUUUUGAGUAUUUUAAAUUUGCUAGUUGCAAAAAUAUUCAAGUUGAUAAUAUUUUUUUUCAUAGAAAAUUUUAAAUUUUGCUACUUUUUUCACGUACUAGGUAUUGGAGUUGAUAAAAAUAACAGUGAAUUAUACUGUAAUUUAACACUAAAAUUAUUAUUAAUACAUAAAUAACCUGGUUGCAUAUAUAAAAAUUUUAAUUAAAAAUAAUUUAUAAAUUUUUAAACACUAAUACAGAUUUGAAAAAAAAUUUAAUCCCAAAAAAUAUGGUAAAAUUAGAUUCACAAUUUUUAACCAAAACUAACCGAAUUUAAAAUUGAAAAUUUAGUUCUUAAUUCAAGAUGGUGGAAUUACAAAUUAGAUUUUCAAUUUUUAAAUUAACAAAUCCCAACCCUGAAAAAGACCAAAAAUCUACAAUUCACUAUGCAUGUAAAUCUUAUCUGGCUUAAAUAUAUUAAAAAAUAGUAAAGUAGCAUGAUCACCAACAUGAUCAACAAUAAACAAUUUUAAUAAGUACAAAAACAAAAAAACAGUAAAAUAGUAAAAUAAAAUUACAGUAGUAGACAACUUAAAUAUGUAUUUGCUCAAUUGUGCUAUAGAUGUAUGUAUGUAUGUAUGCGCAAGCAUCAAUUAUAACGAAUAUACUAACUAAAGCAACUCAUAAGCCAGAGAGGAAUACAUCUAAAAUAAGUAAACCAGAAAAAUGUGUGUAUUUUAAAUAUUCAAAAAGCCUGCUUACUAGAGAUAGAGCAUUCUAUUUCAUCAAAAAAUGUAAGCAUUAUAUAAAAAAAGCAAUUAUUAUUAUUACGCUAAACACUUGAAAAUCAUUAUUUCUUCGCACAUAUUUGGUUUUUAAGUGUUUUUCGCUUCAUAUUUAACUCAAUAGCUCUUUAGCAGUGUGUUUUUAAGAAAGUAAAACUUGAAGUGAAACUGCCACAUAACCUCAAGCAUACCAGCAACUCCAGUAAUACUUUUAAUAUGCUAUGCAUAAAUUUGCUUUCUUUUAUAAAAUAAAAUAAAAAUAAAAAAAUAUGCAAAAGAAAACUACAUAAUCAGUAAAAAUAACUUAAGCUAAGGCCAGGAGCUUAGUGGAAUGGCGCAUAUUUUACAAAAAAAAAAAAUA
Bactrocera oleae (olive fruit fly) is the source of this 6461-nucleotide messenger RNA. RefSeq names its product alpha-Mannosidase class I b (gene alpha-Man-Ib). Gene Ontology annotation, molecular function: calcium ion binding; mannosyl-oligosaccharide 1,2-alpha-mannosidase activity. Gene Ontology annotation, biological process: carbohydrate metabolic process; mannose trimming involved in glycoprotein ERAD pathway. NCBI's taxonomy places the organism in Eukaryota, Metazoa, Arthropoda, Insecta, Diptera, Tephritidae. Gene Ontology annotation, cellular component: membrane; endoplasmic reticulum. The record is from RefSeq and is a predicted model, not a curated record.